UCUUUUUUUCGCCCGGGUUUUGCAAGAAUGGCUCGGCGAUGUAUUAUGGUUGGUUUUUGGUUUUUGCUUUCUUUUCUUGAUUUAAUAGCAUAACUGCCUUUGUUUUUCAAAAGCCAUCAGACGAAAUGGUUGCAUGGAUCGCAUUGUUCAUCAUUAAGAUGUUUUUUCUUCCUGUUUUCGAGUGGUCAACCGACUGUUUUCCUAGUGUUCCGGAAAUUUUGGCUCUUGACAAGCCUGUCUUCUCUUCUGUUUCUGUUUUUCGUUGUCUAUUUGUUUGCCGACAGCCUGACUUCAUUUGCAUCAUUCCAUUCAGCGCUGUGACUUCGUUUGAACCUCCGGGAACUUGGCAGAACCAUCUGGUAUUCGGUGGGCAUGUUUCAUUGCAGGUUAGCGGAUCACCAAAUUCUCCGAGAGGGUCAAUUCAAGUAAUUGAAUCUGAACCGUCGGGAAUAUCGGGCAGGUCUGCCAUACCUGCAGGGAGCUUCCCACUCGAAACUAGGUAGAGCUUCACCAUUUUCCUCGGGAGGGUCAACAAUUCCCGCUGAGUGGACG
Molecule: messenger RNA, 552 nt
Organism: Aspergillus steynii IBT 23096
Lineage: Eukaryota; Fungi; Ascomycota; Eurotiomycetes; Eurotiales; Aspergillaceae
Exons: 1
Coding region: 126-503 (125 amino acids)
Source: RefSeq, a predicted model, not a curated record